This is a messenger RNA of Scheffersomyces stipitis CBS 6054, 1086 nucleotides long. RefSeq lists its product as uncharacterized. Bases 1 to 1086 code for a protein of 361 amino acids. NCBI's taxonomy places the organism in Eukaryota, Fungi, Ascomycota, Pichiomycetes, Serinales, Debaryomycetaceae. The record is from RefSeq and is a predicted model, not a curated record. Gene Ontology annotation, molecular function: nucleotide binding. The transcript has a single exon.
AUGCCUAUUACUUUGAGAUGGGGUAUCCUCGGAGCAGGAAAUAUUUCUUCUCAGUUUGUCCAUGAUCUCGUGCUCAACAAUUCGAGAGCCGACAGUGGAAUCAUCCACAUAGUAAGAAGUAUUGGAUGCUCUUCUACUUCCAAAGGACAGGACUUCAUCAAAGACUGCAAUAUCAACAGCACAAAUAAUGAAGGAAUUGCACCUGUAGUUCAAUCGUAUGACGAUUUCUACCAAAAUCCCGAAAUCGAUAUUGUUUAUGUCGGUACACCCCAUACUUUCCACAAAGUUCAGGUGACCAAAUCUUUGGAAGGCGGAAAGCAUGUUCUCUGCGAGAAGCCAUUCACAGUCAACAAGAAGGAUGCAGAGAAAUUAUUCCAAUUAGCCAAGGAUAAGAAAUUGUUUCUUAUGGAAGCCGUUUGGACGAGAUUCUUCCCAUCUAUUAAGCUCUUGAAGAAGUAUGUCUACGAAGACAAGGUCAUAGGUGAUGUACACAGAUUAUUCUCUGAUUUCGCCUGGAAUGCCGAUAUUCCAAACCUAGAGCCAACUAAUCGUUUGAGAGAUGUCAACUUGGGUGGAGGUUCGUUGUUGGACAUUGGAAUCUACUCCAUUACGUACUCAAGAAUAUUGCUUGACAAUGCCGUUGGUGAAUCCCACACCAAGUUUGAGUUCAAGUCGUUCAUGUCUUUGGAUGCACGUGAUGGCGUUGACUACAACACGUCUAUCAUUGUUCAAUAUGCUGAUGGUAAGCAAGGUAUUUUGUCUUGCUGCAACUAUACUACAGGCAAAAUGCCAUUCUUGAGAUUGGAAGGCACAAAGGGUGUUGUCGAAAUGUCCAGUGAUAAUCCAGCUCGCCCUAGACAGUUCAAGAUCACUUUUGACGAUGGAAGAGACCCAAUUGAAUACAAGGACGAAUCAGGCUAUAAUGGAUUUAUCUACGAAGCCAAUGCCGUUGCCAGGGAUAUUGCUGCUGGCAAGAUAGAGAAUGAUACUAUGCCCGCAGCUGAAACUUUAUUGGUCAUGGAAAUCAUGGAUAAAAUCAGAGAAGAUGCUGGGUUGGUCUACCCCCAAGAUGGGCAACUAAUCUAG